AUGACCACGAUGUCAAAAUCUGACAUCUAUAAUCAGCGUACCAGCUAUGACCAUGGCCCCUACAAGACAUACGACAGAUCGUCCAUCAAAUCCAGGAUAUCGCAAGACUCGAUGUCCACUAUAUCGACAAGUCCGGUCGCCGACAAGCAAAAAGAUGCAGAUCAAACUCCAAGUUCUUCACGUCCUCUCCUUUACAUGCCCAACUCUCUUUGGACGCGAAUGUUCGCUACGACUCUCAUCACCGAAAUGUGCCUCACAGUCGCGAUUGAAACUUGGGUUCUAAUGAGUCUUUGGGCUCACCUUGGCGACGGCACCAAUAAGAAUGCAAAAUCCCGCCUGCAGUCUUUUCUGGGCCUUUAUGUAUUUGCGCUUCUUUACGAGCUAGCUUUAUCAUAUGAUGCGCUACGCCGAAAAAAUACAAUCCAACUCAUCGGACUUUGUUUCUGUAAUGUGGGCUUGACAGCAUACGGGAUUCUCCAACUAAAGGAGAUCGAACCGACUCUCCAAAACAUGAUGGCAGAAGGGUUAAUCGUCACUCGAUUGUUGCACUUGUACCGAGUGGUCCUUAUCCUCGUGCCAAUCAUUCUAGGCGUUGGUACUCUUUGCAUGACAUUUCUUACUUGGAAGUUGCGCGCCGAGUUCUCGUGGUCCAUUUAUAAAAACAUCAGCGCCGAUCUACGAAUGAAACGCCGAUACUUCACAUAUCAGGUAUACAUCGCAUUGCUAAAGUUCAAUUUUUUCUUUGUAUUCGGCACUCAACUUCAAUUUCUUCUCAUUGUCACCAAAUUCGAAAGCCCGGAUUUCAUCCUUAAUUCUGCUUGGGUUCCAAUCGCCAUAGCAAACUUGGUUUUAUCAGCAUAUUACUGCAAAAGGGAGAGAAAAAAGCCUCUCAUUUUCAUGAUGGUUCUGAUGCUAUUCACAACCGCGUUUCUGGUUCUGACUAUAGUCCGAAUCCAAAACGACUACACCUCUACCAGGGUGUCCGUGACACUUUUCGCUGUCAUAUCCUUGCUUUUGAUGAUUGCUACACUCAUCAAUUCCGUACUGUGCAUUCUCAAUUUUGAUCAAGGAUUGAAAAAUCACGUCAAUCCGCCCGAAAAAGACUCUGCCGAUCGGGAGCUUCAGAAGAUGGAGACUCCUACACGAUUUUUGCUGGGUUAA
Penicillium verhagenii is the source of this 1161-nucleotide messenger RNA. RefSeq lists its product as uncharacterized. Gene Ontology annotation, cellular component: Golgi apparatus. The coding region runs from base 1 to 1161 and encodes 386 amino acids. NCBI's taxonomy places the organism in Eukaryota, Fungi, Ascomycota, Eurotiomycetes, Eurotiales, Aspergillaceae. The transcript has 4 exons. The record is from RefSeq and is a predicted model, not a curated record.